Pelobates fuscus (common spadefoot toad) is the source of this 2535-nucleotide messenger RNA. It is a transcript of the gene SH3BP1, whose product is annotated as SH3 domain binding protein 1. Gene Ontology annotation, cellular component: cytoplasm; cytosol; intracellular anatomical structure. Bases 318 to 2258 code for a protein of 646 amino acids. Lineage: Eukaryota; Metazoa; Chordata; Amphibia; Anura; Pelobatidae. The record is from RefSeq and is a predicted model, not a curated record. Gene Ontology annotation, molecular function: protein binding; GTPase activator activity. Gene Ontology annotation, biological process: regulation of Rac protein signal transduction; signal transduction; positive regulation of GTPase activity. The transcript has 18 exons.
AACUGACACGACAGAACACACCACGAUGCUGCAGAGGCAAAGCGAGUCAGAGAAACUGUCUCAUUGAGACAGUCAGCUUAUUAGAAAACAGCUUGUGAAAGUUGGAGAUAAGGACUGAUUGGCAGCACACACAGACUUUGAUUGAGCCUGCAAGGAAGCUCACAUCACAGCCAUAGAUAGAGAAGUAGCACAGAUCCAGCCACAGAAGAAAAGCAGUCCUUCCGUAGACCAAGAAAGGAGGAGGAGACAGCCUCACCCACAGGCACAGAGACAGAGGGAAAGUCAGCGAGACAGCAAGGACAGAAACACCUGCAGAUAUGAUUCAGAGACAGCUCAACAGAAUGAGACAGCUGGCCAACCAUGGCCCAGGCAGAUCUCAAGAUGUCACCGAUAUGCUGACUGAGGACUUGCUGCAGGCAGACCAGCAGGUAGAACCAGUGAAAAAAGUGGCUCACCUUGUUGGAAAACGCUUGGCUAGCUGUAUGCAAGGCCCCCUAGGUUCCGACAUGGAGAAAAGACUGAAAAAGUUGGCCCUGAUGUCUCUUUCACUAGCAAUGGCUGAUUGUAUAAAGGAAAUUGACUUUGAGUCAAGUCUAAGGAGGACACUGGAGAUGGGUUGCUUCGUUGAGACCACACUGGCUCAAGAUUUGGCGGAGUUUGAAAUUUGCAUGGAGAGAGAUGUAUUACAACCACUAAACAAGCUUAGUGAGGAGGAAUUACCUGCCAUCCUAAAGCGCCGUAAACAGCUUCAGAAGUUGAUCACAGACUGGAACAAUACAAAAAGCAGAUUAUCUCAAGCUCAAAAGAAUAUUUCUGGGGGGCAGGGAGUAGGCAGCACAACAACCCCAGCCAAACUGGAAAGUCUCAAGGAGGAGGAAGAGGAGCUGAGGAGAAGACUCGAACAAAGCAAGGAUGAUUAUUUGUCCGACCUUUAUCACUUCUCCACCAAAGAAGAAGAAUAUGAGAAUUACUUCAUCAGGCUGCUAGAACUGCAAGCAGAGUAUCAUAAAAAGUCUCUUGCCCACCUGACUGAUACACUCAAAGAGGUCAGAGACACUUUAAAGGAAUCAGUUCGUUCCCCGGUGGAGAAGACCCCUGCAGAAGUUUAUGGAGUACCCCUGGAGACACAUUUGUCUAAGUUUGACUGUGAGAUAGCAGUUCCAAUAUCUGCCUGUGUCAAAAUGCUGCUAACAGAGGGAAUGCAUGAAGAGGGUCUCUUUCGAUUGGCUGCUGGAGCCUCAAUGCUGAAGAAACUCAAAGCCAGUUUAGGUGCAGGCACCAGUGAUCUGGCGGAAUUCACAUCUGAGCCUCAUGCUGUGGCAGGUGCCUUGAAAUCGUACUUGAGAGAACUUCCUGAACCUCUAAUGACCUCUGAACUCUUCGAUGAUUGGUUGAAAGCUGCCAGCAUCAAAGAGCCUGAGAAACGUGCAGAAAGUUACAAAGAGGUCUGCAAGCAGUUACCGGCUGAAAAUUAUAACAACCUCCGAUAUCUCAUUAAAUUUUUGGCAAAAUUGUCAGAGCAUCAAGAAGUGAAUAAGAUGACACCCAGUAACAUUGCAAUUGUGCUGGGUCCCAACCUGCUGUGGGCUAAGUGUAACGGAGAACCUUCAAUGCUAAAUAUGGCUUCGGCUUCCCCAAUAAUGGUAGUAAGUGUGGUUGAAGGCCUUAUUAACUGUGCUGCAGAUGUCUUUCCAGAAGAUAUUGAUUUUGGAGUUCCAGUGCCACCUACUCCCGUUUCCACUGAACAGCCCCCUCAGAAGCUUGACGAGCCAUCACAAGUCCAGAAUGUUUGCAAACCUGAAGAAACAUCCCCUCUUGCUUCCCCUGUAUCCACCAGUUCAGAGAGAGAAUGUGAGAACAUAACUGCAUCUCUAGAGGCAGUAACAAUAAAACCAACACCAUUAAAACCUCCACCUCCAUUUGAAGAAGGUAAUUCCACUAAUCCAGAUUCAGAAAUCAGUCCGAAUACCGCACGUAAAGUGAAAAGACCAGCUCCUCUACGUCCCAACAUGCCACCACCUAUACAGCCUCGUGUUUCCUCCAACACAGACAAUUUAGAAGAGAGCCGCAGCCCCAAACCCACGCCACGAAGAACCAUGGGAGGCAGCCUCAAAGCCCCUAGCAUUCCACCACCACACCCUCCACCACCAACUAAAGUUGCCAAUCCAAAAACUGAGGCAGUUAACACUGAUUCACCCGGGAAGGCCUUGCCCCCUACACCACUUCCCAGGAAUCGAAUCCAGUCCUCGGAUAACUGAAUUGAAUGUUGCCGCAUACCUUUCACUCUAGAACUGCACAAAAAUGCAAGGCAGCCGUAUGUACACUGGUACACAGUAUUACCGUCAGCAUUCUAUGACUAUGCAUCAUACAGUUAUGCACAGUCACAUCUGGACAAGUGUCACAAGACGUAAUAUGUUUGAAUUUGUUGUAAGCAGAGCUGUUAAACUAAUCGUAUUCAAAACAGAGUUUGGAGACUUUAUUAUGAACAAAAAGCAAAGAUUUUAUAAAUAUUCUAAUAUACUUAUUUUAAAUACA